GCGAUCAGUCUCGACGUACGGUUUGAGACUUCGCACUGAGUUCAACCAAUACUAACUUAUUCGAGACGGACACGAUGCCUGCGAACGAGGCUCCGCUGAGCCCUAGCAUCAAUGCCACUACAGCGACAAGCCCUGCAACAACUGAAACUACCACUGCCGCAGCGACAAACACCAAUCCAUCGGGCGCGGCGGCGAACGGCGUUCAAGAUGGUGGCAAAGCUCAGACGUCAUCAACUUCUGAGAAUGCGGUGCAGACGAUGGAACGUCCCCGCUCUGCUCUGCUGCGGCCUGGACAAGAGGAACAGGAACAAGCGGAGCGAGAAGCGCACCAAACAACGCACCAGUUGCAUGAUGGAUACGCGGCCGCAGAGAGCGAGCAGGACCACGCUUCGUGCGACCAUUUGUUGCACGACGACCAUGCUGCACUGCUCGACGCAGCGGACGACCUGCUGGCGCCAGGAAUCCAGCUCCAAGGGUCGGUGAAUGACAUGAACGACCGAGUCGAGUCGUACGUCAUGCAGACGCUCGAUCGCAUUGCCUCCGGACUGGACAGCGAUGAUGAAGACCCUGAUGGUGCAGACGCAGUUCGAGACUCCUCAAGUCACUCAGACAAUCCUGAUAACUUGCAAUUCUACCAGCAGCAUGACAACGAGCAAACUGACCGUGACGCAUCGUCGAUUCGGCGGCAACAAGAAAAGCGGGCGUCCAAACGCUCAGUGCCUUCUGGCGCCGACUCUGAUUCCGAGUGGGUCAUGUCACCAGUCGGCUCAGACGCCCGGGAUUUAAGCGAUAUGGAUGCUGGAUUCACUCCGAGCGCUUCGUCUUCGUCGGAGCAGUUUGACCAAUUUGUGCGUCGCGUACAGCAAGGAGAAUCGACGGUGGACGCUUUCAACCAGUCUCAGAUGCCACGAUCUCGACGCCCGUCAGCGGCGCACCUCGAUCGAGAGUCUGAGCAAGCACGCCGACUUCAAAAGUCAAUGUCGACGUCUUCGAUCGGUGAUCGGCUCAUUGACAAGUUUAGCGAGAUUCGCGACAAGGGAGGCGACGUCCGAUCGGCUGUGCGCCAUUUGGUGGCCCACGAGAAGGAGCGGCUGCAGCACCUGAUCUCCAAGCACCGAGACCGCAUUCGUGAGCGACAGCUCGAGCUUGCGCAUCAUCAAGCCAAGGUGAAGGCGGACUUUGAUCGCAGGCGCCAGGCGUGGGAAGAGCGCGUCUCCAAACCACCAUUUUUGCGACUGAUCGACAAGAUUUGCUUUACCGGCUUUGUCGCGUCCUUUCUGGUGACUGAAUUCCUGCUCUUGCGGUAUCCACAGUGGAUUUGGCUUUGGUAUGCCGUCUGCAUUAUUCCUCUCGUCGGAACGCGCUAUGUCUUGUAUCACCGUGAGCAAUGGCAUUACUUUCUGCUCGAUUACUGCUAUUUUGCGCAAUGCCUGCUACUCUUCUACCUAUUCUUUUAUCCAACGAGCGGCCAACUCUUCGAGCUGGUUUUUAGCAGCAUGAACGGCCCGCUAGCUUGGAGCGUUAUCACUUGGCACAACUCGUUCGUGUUUCACGAUCUCGACAAAAUGACAAGCUCAGCCAUUCAUUUGUUCCCUGCUAUCGUCACUUAUUCCAUUCGCUGGUACACGCCGCUCGAGGGCCAAGCUUCCGUGUGCUCCCAAGACGACUGCAGCAUUCCCAGCGUCUGGUCGUGGCUCUCCUCUCCUCUCGUGAUUUACGCCAUCUGGCAGCUCUCCUACUUUCUCAAGACCGAGUAUGUUGACCACGCAAAGAUUGCUGCCAAUGUUCGCCUCAAGACGAGCUAUCGUUGGCUCAGCAGUUCGCGCGGCCACAUUUCUUAUCGCAUUAUGAACAAGUUUGAUCGACGCUUUUGGCCGACCGUGUACAUGGGAAUUCAACUCUUGUUCACAGUCCUGACAAUUCUACCAACCAUCCUGUUCUUCCAGUCCUUUGUCAUGCACACCAUUUUCUUGCUCGGACUUUUGCUUGCUGCGCUUUGGAACGGUGCCAACUACUAUGUGACAUUCCUGUUUGAGCGCACACGAGCCCAACACGCGCCUCCCCCAGCUCCAAUCGUCCCGUCAGUCGUCAGUCCGCCCGCCGAUGUCGCUGGCAAGGAGCAAUAG
Molecule: messenger RNA, 2126 nt
Organism: Capsaspora owczarzaki ATCC 30864
Lineage: Eukaryota; Filasterea; Ministeriida; Capsasporidae
Product: membrane transporter
Exons: 7
Coding region: 75-2126 (683 amino acids)
Biological process (GO): phosphatidylcholine biosynthetic process
Source: RefSeq, a predicted model, not a curated record